AUGGUGUCGCCCUUUUUACACCUUCCCGAAGCGGCGGCAUCCCGAAUACAAACUACAUGUUCCAGGAUGCCUUGGGCGGCAGAUCUCGCGAAAGCCGGGAGGGGCGAGGGGCCCCGCCCCGCGCGCCUUCUUCCGCCUCCCUGUGGCGGCGUCUUGUUGUUGUGGAGGCCAAAAUGGCGGCUCAGGCGGCGGCAGCGGCCCAGGCGGCGGCGGCCCAGGCUGCGCAGGCCGAGGCGGCCGACUCGUGGUACCUGGCGCUUCUGGGCUUCGCUGAGCACUUCCGCACUUCCAGCCCGCCCAAAAUCCGCCUGUGCGUACACUGCCUGCAGGCAGUGUUCCCCUUCAAGCCGCCGCAGCGCAUUGAGGCCCGUACGCACCUGCAGCUGGGCUCCGUUCUCUACCACCACACCAAGAACAGCGAGCAGGCGCGCAGCCACCUGGAGAAGGCGUGGUUGAUAUCACAGCAAAUCCCACAGUUCGAAGAUGUUAAAUUUGAAGCAGCAAGUCUGUUGUCUGAGUUAUACUGUCAAGAGAAUUCCGUCGAUGCAGCAAAGCCGCUGCUGCGGAAGGCGAUCCAGAUCUCACAGCAGACCCCAUACUGGCACUGCCGUCUGCUCUUCCAGCUCGCUCAACUGCACACGCUUGAGAAGGACCUUGUGUCAGCCUGCGACCUCCUGGGUGUGGGGGCCGAGUACGCCCGGGUGGUGGGAUCCGAGUACACACGGGCGCUGUUCCUCCUCAGCAAGGGGAUGCUGCUGCUGAUGGAGCGCAAACUACAGGAGGUGCACCCACUGCUGACCCUCUGUGGGCAGAUCGUGGAGAACUGGCAGGGGAACCCCAUCCAGAAAGAGUCGCUGCGUGUCUUCUUCCUGGUGCUCCAGGUCACCCACUAUCUGGAUGCUGGGCAGGUGAAGAGUGUGAAGCCGUGUCUGAAGCAGCUGCAGCAGUGCAUCCAGACCAUCUCCACGCUGCACGAUGACGAGAUCCUGCCCAGCAACCCCGCCGACCUCUUCCACUGGCUGCCCAAGGAGCACAUGUGUGUGCUCGUCUACCUGGUGACUGUGAUGCACUCCAUGCAGGCGGGCUACCUGGAGAAGGCACAGAAGUACACAGACAAGGCUCUCAUGCAGCUGGAGAAGCUCAAGAUGCUGGACUGCAGCCCCAUCCUGUCGUCCUUCCAAGUGAUCCUGCUGGAGCACAUCAUCAUGUGCCGCCUCGUCACAGGCCACAAGGCCACGGCGCUUCAGGAGAUCUCCCAGGUCUGCCAGCUGUGCCAGCAGUCCCCCCGGCUCUUCUCCAACCAUGCAGCACAGCUGCACACACUGCUGGGCCUGUACUGUGUCUCUGUCAACUGCAUGGACAACGCGGAAGCCCAGUUCACCACAGCCCUUCGGCUCACCAACCACCAGGAGCUGUGGGCCUUCAUCGUCACCAACCUGGCGAGUGUGUAUAUACGGGAAGGAAAUAGGCACCAAGAGGUACUCUACAGUCUGCUGGAGAGGAUCAACCCAGACCACAGCUUCCCUGUCAGCUCACACUGCCUCCGAGCGGCUGCCUUCUAUGUGCGCGGGCUCUUCUCCUUCUUCCAGGGACGCUACAAUGAGGCCAAGCGAUUUCUGCGGGAAACUCUGAAGAUGUCCAAUGCCGAGGACCUGAACCGGCUCACGGCCUGCUCCCUCGUGCUCCUGGGCCACAUCUUCUACGUGCUGGGAAACCAUCGAGAGAGUAACAACAUGGUGGUUCCCGCCAUGCAGCUGGCCAGCAAGAUCCCAGACAUGUCGGUACAGCUGUGGUCAUCAGCGCUGCUGAGAGACCUGAAUAAAGCCUGUGGGAACGCCAUGGAUGCCCAUGAGGCCGCCCAGAUGCACCAGAACUUCUCGCAGCAGCUGCUUCAGGACCACAUUGAGGCCUGCAGCCUCCCCGAACACAACCUCAUCACGUGGACGGACGGUCCACCUCCCGUGCAGUUCCAAGCUCAGAAUGGACCCAACACCAGCCUGGCUAGCCUCCUGUGAGGCCCGGAUGGGGCCAUCCAGCUCCGCAGGGCCUGCAUGUCUCCGGCUUCCACCCAGACGGCACUCAAGCUUGCCCCCGAGGCAUGCUUCCUUCCUGACUGUCUCUAGAGCUUCCAAGUCCUGGGAAUGUGCGGGGCCAGUCCCUGCCCUCCCAGGAGGGGUGGCGGCCGUUGCCACCUCGCACUGGGCCCCCAGUGCAGAGGCUCACAGGUGGCACUCAGGCGCCAUCUCCCCAGAGCCACCACCCUUCAGAGUGGACCUCAGUGCCUCAGUCUUGCCUCUGCAUCUGGGUCAUGUUGGCCAGGAGCAGGGUGCAGGCCCCUGGCAGAUCCUGAUCCUGUGUGCUAGGGCGGCGGUGCCCCAGGGGCACCGUGCCUGACUCCAUCGCCCAGGCCUUGAUGCCGAGCAGGUGGAGUGUUUCCUCUGCUCAAGGCAGUUUCCAGAGCGCGGAUGCCAGUUUCUGGCCUGAAUUUGGAGGGAAGAAGUGAUGGCCCGCGUGCGGGACAAAGCACAGAUCCCAGCACUUUUCCCAGCUUUCUCUCCAGCGUCGGUCCCUGCAGCAGCUGGGGCCUCUGGUCAGGAACCCUCAGGGACCCAGGAACUCAGCUUCCAAACAUCUGCACCUUGACUGGACUCGCCAUCCCACCAUGGGGGGUGCAGGUGACCGUAAACAUGGGUGUGCGUGUGUGUGCACACGGGUGUGCAGUGAAGAUCCAUGGAGCUGGAGCUGGAGCUCCUGUUGCACCAGCCACCUUCCCCCAUCCUUUGGCUGCUGAGGGGCAGAAAGUAGGGGAGCGGCUCCUCUCCCAAAUUUAAGAUCACCUCCUCAGCUAGCUUAGGGUGCAUGGCAUGGCCCCACCCCCAGAUCUGGAGCACAGGGACUUUGUUCCUGGCAGAUCUGUGGCCUUCCCUGUAGAGGAUGUCUGCGGGCAGUGGCUCAGCCUCCUGGUCCCCUACCCUCCCUGUCCCCCCUGCCAGGUGUCAGGCACAGUGUGAAACCCCCUCCCUAGCCAGGCCCCAGGGAGCUUCUGCUGGGUCCAGAGAGCAGUGUUUGGUUUUACCCACUUUUAGAUAAUCAGGAGGUCACAAUGUGGCAUUGGGAGGUGGCGUCAGGGGUUAAGACAUCAGCAUCAGGCGUCAGGGCUCAAGACACCACCUCCUCCAGCUUCUGGAGCCCAGGAGCCUUUCCCUGCUGCAGGUGGUGGGGGUCCUGCUCGGCAGGGUAGGUGGUGGUUUCAGGUCUUGUUACCCUUGCUUUGUGGAGCUGCCUCUGGGACCUUCCGCGUCUGUGACUGAAGGGACGCUGGAUUGCUCGGGUCAGCUGCUCAGGAUCCCCAGGCUGGGCGUGCCUUAGCCAAAGGCAGGGCUGUCAAUAACCCCCUUCUUCACUGGCUACCACCCGCAGCCAGGCUGACAUCAGCACCAGUGACAGGCUGGUCAGAGGGACGGGGAUGGACCACCACCAUCUCUGGGUCACUGGGGGAGAGCCUGGCCCUGUCUGUGCUACCCAGUGCUGCCUCCAGGCCCAUGAGGCCAGUAGGAGAGCGUAUGGCACUGG
This is a messenger RNA of Cebus imitator (Panamanian white-faced capuchin), 3573 nucleotides long. It is a transcript of the gene MAU2, whose product is annotated as MAU2 sister chromatid cohesion factor. The record is from RefSeq and is a predicted model, not a curated record. Gene Ontology annotation, molecular function: double-stranded DNA binding; protein binding. The transcript has 19 exons. NCBI's taxonomy places the organism in Eukaryota, Metazoa, Chordata, Mammalia, Primates, Cebidae. The coding region runs from base 57 to 2015 and encodes 652 amino acids. Gene Ontology annotation, biological process: mitotic sister chromatid cohesion; maintenance of mitotic sister chromatid cohesion. Gene Ontology annotation, cellular component: chromatin; SMC loading complex.